AUGUUCGGCAGUUUUAUAUUCGCGGGCCUAGCCAUCCAGAUUGCAUGGGCAGAAAAAGUAGCAGAACGUGCGCGGGAAGCUCACUGCGCGAAUAACGCCAAUUGUGCAGCAAACGCAUGCAACGUUCUGAUCGGUGGUAAAUUGUAUUGCUCUCAAUGUAACACAGGAUUUGUUCCUAUCAAUGGAAAAUGUGUAGGCAAAGAUGAUGUAACAGAUAAAUGUACAGCUGCCGAUGGAAAUACUGCAUCUGAUGAGACCUGUGCAAAGUGCGCUGGUCAGACUUUUAUGUACAAGGGCGGGUGUUACGAACAAGCUAUUGAGCCUGGCAAUGUGAUGUGUGGAGGAGCAGCUGGUGGUAAGUGCACACAGGCUACGGAAGGAUACUUUCUACCGCCGGGCGCUGAUAAUGCGCACGACUCGGUUGUUUCGUGCGGAGAUUCGAUAGGCGUGACGCUUACUGGCAAUAAGAAGUACACGGGCGUGGAUGGGUGCACUGCCUGUGACGGAUUACAAUUAACGGUAGAGGCCAGUGGAGUUGCUAAGUGUACUGCGUGCGGCCCUGAUGCGCAGCAAACCGCGAGGAUUGUUAAGACGGACGGCGACGUGACGUCGUGUGUGACGGAACAUGAGUGCACGAGUACUGCAGGCUUCUUCGUCGAUGCAACAGGCAGUAAAAAAUGCACCAAGUGCGCUGAGACAUGCAAGACCUGUGAGACCGAGGCUACGAAGUGCACCUCUUGCAAUGAGGACAAGCCGUACCUAAAGAAGGCGCAGUCACAGGAUCAGGCAGGCGAGUGCGUGACUGAGGAAGCGUGCACGAGUGGAAACACCCACUACGCCGACGAUGAGGAGCCGAAGACGUGCAAGCCGUGCACGGCAGGAACGUUUGAGAACUGCAAAACAUGCACCAAAAGUGACACCUCCGUUACCUGCACAGCGUGUAAGGAAAAUAUGGUAUUUGGACUCGGAAAGAAGUCGUGCAUUAGUAGCUGCCCUGAUAACUCAGAAGCCAAGACCGAGAAUACUUGCACGUGCAAUGAUGGAUUUAAACUUGACGAAGAAGAAACACAAUGCGUGCCAAAUGAUUCCCCUUCAAAUCCAUGCAGUACUCAGGAUUGUAAGGCAUGCAGUGGUGCACAAACAAACAAAGAGAUCUGCACCGAAUGUCUGUCCAACAAGUAUCUGACGCCAACAAACCAGUGCAUAGACCACUGCGAAUAUAUUCUAGGCUACUACAGUAGCACAGAGGGCAACAAGAGGGUCUGCAAGAAGUGCGAGGUCGCCAACUGUCUCGCGUGCAGUGAAAAUGGCGGGUGCGGUCUCUGUAAGGACGGCUUCUACGGCGAAGCGUGCUCCCCUUGCGAUUCCAGCUGUAAGACAUGUAGCGGAAAUACUGCCAAUGAUUGCACAAGCUGUAAGUCUGGAAGCGCGCUCACCUACGGAUCCACAGGAAACACUGGCACAUGUGGGGCCGAGUGCGCGGCGGGCACAGGCACAGGCAAGUGCAGGGAGUGCGGUCUGACUGUUGAGGGGACAAAAUACUGCUCUGUCUGUAGUCAAAACAACGAGUAUCCCCAGAACGGCGUCUGUGCUGUUAAAACCAGUCGCACAGAUAAGUGCAAAGAUGGAAGCAUUACUGGUGGCGUGUGCAAUGUCUGCGCAGACGGCUUCUUCAAGAUGAACGGCGGCUGCUACUCCACCAGCCAGCUUCCGGGGUCGACAGUGUGCUUGAGUGCGCAGAGUACAGGCGGAACCUGCAAGACUCCGGAAGAAGGAUUUAGCCUGACAGGCGAGAGCCUUGUGGCUUGCUACACUGGGUGCGCUGAGUGCACCACCACUAGGGACUGUUCUAGGUGCAUGGACGGAUAUGUGAAGGUCGGCAGUGCCUGCACGAAAUGCCACGAAAGUUGCUACACCUGCGAAGCCGAUGCUACUACAUGCAAGGUAUGUACUCCUGGAUAUUACAAGGAGAGUAGUAGUAAUGGGCCGUGCAGAAAGUGCUCCGAGGGGCUGGCUGGAUGCAGGCAGUGCGCGACACCUGUUAACGGCAAGUUCAUAUGUUUCGAAACGGAUGAUAAUACCGGCGACAAUACUGGCGGAAGCACGAAUAAGAGCGGGCUCUCCACGGGGGCCAUCGCGGGCAUCUCCGUCGCAGUCAUCGUCGUCGUUGGGGGCCUCGUGGGCUUCCUCUGCUGGUGGUUCAUAUGUAGGGGCAAGGCGUGA
This is a messenger RNA of Giardia duodenalis, 2223 nucleotides long. Its product is annotated as VSP. The transcript has a single exon. Bases 1 to 2223 code for a protein of 740 amino acids. The record is from RefSeq and is a predicted model, not a curated record. Lineage: Eukaryota; Fornicata; Diplomonadida; Hexamitidae.